GAGGCUGAAAACAGUUACUGUUCACUGAGAAAGCCAACAGAAGACGUCUACACGACCACAGUGCAACUCCAGGACAGAGGAGCAUCUGGAGGUCCAACAGGAGCAUCAGAACAUUCUGAAAAUUCAAAAAAGAAAGUCUGCCUUUUGAAGUUUCUGUUUUUCCUUUGUGGUUCCAUAUUAGCUUCAAUUGUCUUGUUGGCCAUUUACAAUUUGAUUUCCCUUCAAGGACAAAGGUGCUGUUGAUGAAAUGAAACAGAACUAUUCUAUCAAUGAGCAACAACUGAUGCAGCUGAGAAUGCAAUGUGACUCUUUAAAUAGAGAGCAUAGUAACCUAUCAGAGUACCAGAAAGCUCUGCAGAUGAACCUUUCCAGCCUGCAGUCUCUCUAUUUCAACCUGUCUGCAAAUCACACCAAACUGCUGUCCUAUUAUUCCGCACUGACCCAGGAGAAUGCUGAGUUUUCUGCAAUAAUUGAAAAGCUGAAUAAACAAUGUCCAAUAUCAAAUUCAUCUUCUCAAAGCAGGACUCGUUAUGUUUGUCCACAGAGCUGGAUGUUGUUCAACUCAAAGUGUUACCUUUUCUCCAGUAAUAUGCUAACCUGGGCAGAAGGCCUUGAUGGCUGCAGACAAAAUGGGGCACACCUGGUGAUCAUAGAGAGUGAACAAGAGCAGGCAUUUUUAUUAAAUGAGUUGAGCAAACAAAGUCCCCAGAAGCCUUACUGGAUUGGACUGAAUGACAUUGCUACUGAAGGACAAUUUUUCUGGGUGGAUAACAAACGUCUGGACCCAAGCAAAAGCUUCUGGGGUGUGAAUUGGGAUGGAUCAAAGGAGCCAGAUAACUGGAGAAAUCAAGAAGACUGUGUGCAAAUACAGAAAACCACUACUUGUAGUGGCUGGUAUGAUGUCCGCUGUUCAGACAUAAACAAUGUUAUCUGUGAAAGAGAAGCAGAAGGAAUUGCACUGUGACCUUUAAGUGAUAAAUCACACAGAAUCUAUAGCAUCACCGGAAAAACUCUAGAUUGGCCGUAACUCAGAGACACUGAUUUAUUUUGCAGUUUCUCUGAGUUCUCAGAUAUCUGCACACCCAGGUCACUGAGAUAUUAAAAGUGCACCUGCUGUCAUUGUCACCUGGUCACAAAGUCACCCUUAUCUCAUUUCCUUGAGUCUUUUGAAUGACAUUUUUAACAUACUUGACAUUUCAAUGAUAUGUGAAGAAAAAUGCAUGUUCAAAGGUAAAAUUCACUUUAAACAAUAAUUUUCAGUACUGUGUGAUCAAAUGUAUUGUCAUGGGCAGCAAAAAAUGUUAAUGGAGGUCAGAAAAACAUUGUUCAGGACAUAUAAUGGAGGUAAGCAUGCAGGAAAUGACCAAAGUUUGAAGUUGCAGGAGAAGAGAAAAUAAAACUUAAAUCAAAAACAAAACUGCAAUUCAAAAAUCAAAAUUAUCUCUAGUCAAAUGGCCUUUCCCUGACUUACAGGAAAACAAAGUAAAAUUUAUUUUGUAAAAAUGUCUUAAAUCCAAAGCUAGGAUAUCAUCUUAGCAAAUCAUGAUAUAACUUGAUGGUUCAGAAAGAAGAACAGAAAAUGGCAUUGAUAGAAUAUCAAUGAAAAAUGUGUAAAUAACCACAAAAACGAAUGGAAGUAGUAAUAAAAUGAUUCAGAGUAAACACAAGGAUGCCAAAGCCCAGAAACCAUUAAAUGUGAAGGACAUUUGUAGAAAGAGCAUUUCUUUGUGAGCAGAUUGAUGAUGAUAAAGUGAAACUUGUUGGGGAGUCAUGAAGGCUGUGUGUGCGAGGGUCAAAAGCUACAUGGAGAUUUCUGGCAAAAAGACAACAUGGAUUAAGUUAAUCAUAACAUUGUGAAAUUAUUACAAUUUAAUCUGUUCACCUUAUA
Polypterus senegalus (gray bichir) is the source of this 1888-nucleotide messenger RNA. RefSeq names its product C-type lectin domain family 4 member E-like. The coding region runs from base 248 to 964 and encodes 238 amino acids. The record is from RefSeq and is a predicted model, not a curated record. Lineage: Eukaryota; Metazoa; Chordata; Cladistia; Polypteriformes; Polypteridae. The transcript is spliced from 6 exons.